AUGGAUGAUCUCGAAAAAGCCUCUCUUAGAGAUGAAGAACUACAGAAGGUUAAGGACGCGAUUUACUCAACAAAUUGGGAUGAUGUUCCAAACGAAUACAAGACGACGACGAUUAAGGAGGAUUUGUCAUUGUUCGGGGAGUUGAUUCUUCGGGGCGAUCGAAUCGUCAUACCGAAAGCGUUAAGAGAGCAGGUGGUUCAUCUCGCCCACAUAGGACAUCAAGGGAGUACCUCCAUGAAAGCACAACUACGAGCUAAAGUAUGGUUUCCCGCUAUGGACAAGAUGAUAGACUUGGUCGUAAAAAACUGCAAACCAUGCAAAAUGACAUCUCUUCCGGACAAACAUAAUCCCAUGUCUCGGAGACUUCCUACACAGCCGUGGCAAGACAUCGCAAUAGACUUUAAAGAAGGUCUUCCUGGAGAGAUGUCCUUGCUAGUAGUAGUCUGUUACACCUCUCGUUUCAUACAAGUUGAACCGAUGAAACCAGCUACCACACAACGGGUCAUUGGAACACUACUGCAAAUGUUCAGCUCAUUCGGAAUACCAAGAUCUAUCACCGCGGACAAUGGUCCGCAAUUUAAAUCAAUUGAGUUCAAGAAUUUCUGUCUCAGCUACGGAAUACAUCUCAACCUUUCUACCCCAUAUUGGCCCGAGCAAAAUGGAGCUGUAGAAAGGCAAAUGCGGAACAUAGGAAAGCGGGUCAAAAUCAGCUCCAUUCAAGGUACGGACUGGAAAACUGAUUUAAAAGAGUACUUGAUAUUGUAUCAUUCUACACCACAAGAAACGACUGGACUGUCACCUUACAAAAUGAUGUUUGGUAGGGAGGUAUAUAAUGGUAUACCAUCAAUACAUCAACCGCCUACACUAUCCCUUGAAGCAGCGAAAGAUAAAGAUAUGGAAUUGAAGGAAUAUCACAAAAGAAUUGCGGACACUCAACGGAACGCCAAACAUCAUAAUUUGGAGAGGGUGAUACAGUGUUGA
Molecule: messenger RNA, 981 nt
Organism: Armigeres subalbatus
Lineage: Eukaryota; Metazoa; Arthropoda; Insecta; Diptera; Culicidae
Exons: 1
Coding region: 1-981 (326 amino acids)
Biological process (GO): DNA integration
Molecular function (GO): nucleic acid binding
Source: RefSeq, a predicted model, not a curated record